Molecule: messenger RNA, 577 nt
Organism: Saccostrea cuccullata (small rock oyster)
Lineage: Eukaryota; Metazoa; Mollusca; Bivalvia; Ostreida; Ostreidae
Product: phospholipase A and acyltransferase 3-like
Exons: 4
Coding region: 114-566 (150 amino acids)
Biological process (GO): N-acylphosphatidylethanolamine metabolic process
Cellular component (GO): cytoplasm
Molecular function (GO): A2-type glycerophospholipase activity; glycerophospholipid phospholipase A1 activity
Source: RefSeq, a predicted model, not a curated record
GUUGACAACGCUCAUCGUUUGAUUUUGUCGAGAAAAGGACAAGUCUUAUGUGGAAUGUAACCAAGAAUAUCAUACAUUGGAUAUUUUAGAAUCGGUAAUUUGGGUACGUAGUCAUGAACUGCUUACAUAACUGGAAAGUUCUAAAUAAAGCACGACCUGGGGAUUUACUGGAAUUCCCCCGAGGGGGGGUGUACUCACACUGGGCCGUCUAUGUGGGGGACGAAGAGGUUGUACAUUUAACUGGUGUCGAUGAUGAUGAUGGAAUCGAUGGAAACUCAAACCCUUCUCAUUUCUUCUCCAUCAGCGGAAAGACUUACAAAAAGGCUGUGGUCAAAUUGGAAAACUUCUGGAAAGUGGUUAAGGAUUCUAAGGCCAAAAUAAACAACAACAAGGACAGGAAAUACAGGCCACGCCCAGCACGUGAAAUAGUUGAAAGAGCCAUAAGAAGCAUUGGAAAAACCGGAUACAAUCUCCUCUGGAAAAACUGUGAGCAUUUUGCAGCUUACUGUCGGAACGGGGUAGAGUGGUCUGAGCAGGUAUAUAUCCUUAAUAAAAGUCUUCUGUAGUUACAGAUAAG